Molecule: messenger RNA, 2882 nt
Organism: Bombina bombina (fire-bellied toad)
Lineage: Eukaryota; Metazoa; Chordata; Amphibia; Anura; Bombinatoridae
Gene: ADAM33
Product: ADAM metallopeptidase domain 33
Exons: 14
Coding region: 125-1534 (469 amino acids)
Biological process (GO): regulation of cell-cell adhesion; positive regulation of cellular extravasation; positive regulation of membrane protein ectodomain proteolysis
Molecular function (GO): cell adhesion molecule binding; metalloendopeptidase activity
Source: RefSeq, a predicted model, not a curated record
GUUCAGGCCAGACCUUAAACAGGACACAACCAAGACUUCUCUAUCUCUUGCCCAUUCCCUCUCUCUCUCUCUCUCUCUCUCUCUCUCUCUCAUUUCUUCCCUCUUUAAUCUUCCUCUAUAUAGCAUGAAGUGUACCCUGUGCGUAUUAAUGGUUAUAGUCAUCAUCUGUCACAUCCAGCUCAGAGCAGAAGGUUUUCCUUGCACAAUGCUUAAAAAGUGGAAUCUGCCUUCAUACAACAUCACAGUCCUGCGCAGAAUUCAGAAUGAGGUAUCACCCUCAGCCGAAGCUGCUCAUGAGGUGACACAUGACAACAGGAUUCAGUACCUAAUAAGAAUUGGGGAACAGGAUCACCUUCUCAACCUGCAAAAGGCACAUGACCUUCUUACAACCAAUUUUACUGCGUCUCAUUAUACAGAGGAUGGUACAUUGGUUACAGAGUCACCCAGCCAUUUGGCACACUGCUGCUAUACCGGGACAUUAGAUGGAGUCGCAGAAUCGUUUGUGUCACUGUGUACUUGCCACGGCCUCAGUGGUUAUAUAACUCUUGCUGAUGAAGUUUACAGCAUUGAGGCACUGAGUGAAGCUGCCUCUGUAGAGAAUAUUGCGGCAAUGCUGCAUAACAGAAGAUACUCAGUAUCUGAAAGACACAGGCACCAAAAGCGCUCCCUCCAGGACACCAACAGCAAGGAACAGGAAGAAACCUACAAUAUUGAGCUGUUUUUGGUGGCUGACAAGAAAGAGUUCCAGCGUCAUGGAGAGAACCUGGAGAAAACCAGACACCACCUAAUAGCUGUGGCGCAUCAUCUUAAUCAGAUCUUUUUGAAGAUCAAUUUCCAGAUUUUUCUGGUGGGGAUUGAAAUCUGGACCCAGGAAAACAAAGCAAAUGUUUCCAUCACUGCCUCUUCAACUCUGCUACACUUCCUGGAGUGGAGGAGCAAACACUUGCUGCCCAGAAAGCACCACGACAAUAUUCAACUGAUAAGUGGUAUGCGUUUCAGGAACCAUGCGCUAGGAGAGGCCUUUGUGGCUAAAAUGUGCAGCCCAUCUCAGAGUGGAGGAAUCAUAAAGGACACAGGACUGAGCCCCAGAGAACUAGCCAAGUAUGUAGCUCAUGAGAUGGGACAUAAUCUUGGAAUGAACCAUGAUUCAGAUACUUGCUACUGUCCUGUCAUAUCGGGGAGAUGUUUAUUAUCAAGGCACACAGGGUACAGCUUAAACGAUGCGUUCAGUGACUGCAGCUACCGUUUUCUCAGUAGGUUCCUCCAUGAGAAGGAUAUUAGCUGCCUGAGGGACAGACCUCACACAUACAUACAUGAAAUUGUAGAGCACAGUGAACCAUAUAAGACCCUCGAAGCUGUUGGGAAGGUCUCUGUGUUCCUUUGCCCACUCAUUAUCCUACUGUUAUUGGGGAUCAUCUGUAGAUCAGCAUUCCAAAAAUCAUCGUUUGAGUCCGUGGGAAAGAAAAGAAAGAAGCUGAAGAUGACGUUCUCCCCAGUGAGGUCUUGUGAAGGACAACCCAGUGUGGCCAUCUGAUCUGCUGAGGCUGGAGUCAUGUUGGGAGAAAUUUCAUCUGAUAUCAGACUUCUGUUUACACACAGAGUUUUUGUUGCCUUAUGGGUAAAUAGUCUCCAUGAUUGAAGUUAGGAUAUCAGUAGGUCAAGUCUUGAAAGCUAGCUAACCUAGAAGUUGGAUUUAUUUGACAGAGGAAAAUAAAAAAAUGGACUCAACAAAGUCCAAGAUGGAGGAGUAUUCAGGAAAAAAAGAAAAGGUGGAGCAAGACGGCUCUCAGAAGAAAAUAAAUUUGAGAAAGAACUUGUCAGAAUGGGUGGUGGAUGCAAUGAAUAGUCUUCGGACACUGGUGCUAAAAACUAACAUUCUCUCAGAGUUUUAUUCUAGAUGUAAACAAAUAUUUAAAGGAACAAUCAAGUCCAAAUAAAACUUUCAUGAUUUAAAUAGAGAAUGCAAUUUUAAACAACUUUCCAAUUUACUUUUAUCACAAAUUUUGCUUUGUUCUCUUGGUAUUCUUAGUUCAAAACUAAACCUAGGAGGUUCAUAUGCUAAUUUUUUAGACCUUGAAGACUGCCUCUAAUCUGAAUGCAUUUUGACCACUAGAGGGCAUUAGUUCAUGUGUUUCAUAUAGAUAACAUUGAGCUCAUGCACGUGAAAUUACCCUGGAGUAAGCACUGAUUGGCUAAAAUGCAAGUGUGUCAAAAUAACUGAAAUAAGGGGGCAGUUUGCAAAGGCAAAGAUACAAGGUAAUCACAGAGGUAAAACGUGUAUUUCUAUAACAGUGUUGGUUAUGGCAUGCAAAACUGGGGAAUGGGUGAUAAAGGGAUUAUCUUUCUUAUUAAACAACAACAAUUCUGGUGUUGACUGUCCCUUUAAAGUCUCUAUGACUUAUACUAUAAUGACAUCAAAUAAAUGAGAUAUAUUAAUACUUUAUUCCCCCCCUUUUCUGCUGCAGCCUCUAACAACUCAUUUUAGUCAUCACAAAAUCCAGCUCAAACACAAGAAGAAGACGAUCAUGCAAAAAUAAUGGUGCACCACUGAAAGCCUUCUGUAUUGGUAUCUUUAUACACUUAAAGGGACGUGAAAGCCCUCUGUACUGGUAUCUUUAUACACUUAAAGGGACGUGAAAGCCCUCUGUACUGGUAUCUUUAUACACUUAAAGGGACGUGAAAGCCCUCUGUACUGGUAUCUUUAUACACUUAAAGGGACGUGAAAGCCAAACAUUUUCUUUUGUGUUUCUUACAUAACAUUUUACUUUACAGAAGUCAUGUGUAUCAAGUCUAAGAUCCAUAUGUAAGCCUGACUAAUAAUAUUAUUAUACAUGGGACUUCAUCCAAUCUAUACAGAAAUAAAAAGAAAGCCCAAUCUAGUA